This is a messenger RNA of Linum tenue, 177 nucleotides long. The record is from the annotation of a GenBank genome assembly. Lineage: Eukaryota; Viridiplantae; Streptophyta; Magnoliopsida; Malpighiales; Linaceae.
AUGUCUGCUGAUGCAAGUUUGAUUACUGCACUCGUAGAGCGUUUGCAACCCAAGACAUCGACCUUCCACUUGCCGUUUGGUGAGGUUACAAUAACUUUAGAGGACGUUGUGACACUGACCGGUCUAGCGAUCGACGGUGUUGCCGUCAUAGUAGACAUACCAGAUGAGGAGUGGUAG